Molecule: messenger RNA, 1056 nt
Organism: Candoia aspera
Lineage: Eukaryota; Metazoa; Chordata; Lepidosauria; Squamata; Candoiidae
Gene: SOX3
Product: SRY-box transcription factor 3
Exons: 1
Coding region: 28-1056 (342 amino acids)
Biological process (GO): anatomical structure morphogenesis; positive regulation of transcription by RNA polymerase II; negative regulation of transcription by RNA polymerase II
Molecular function (GO): DNA-binding transcription factor activity, RNA polymerase II-specific; RNA polymerase II cis-regulatory region sequence-specific DNA binding
Source: RefSeq, a predicted model, not a curated record
CUGGCGCAUCUCCUGCCCGCCCCGGCGAUGUACAGCCUGCUGGAGAACGAGCUCAAGCCGCCCCAAGCGAACCCCGGCGGAGCCGCCGCCGGGAACGGGGGUCCCGGGAGCGCCAGCAAAGGCGGAGCAGGAGGAGGAGGAGGAAGCGGCGGCGUGGGCAGCGCGGCCGGCCCCGACCAGGACCGUGUCAAGCGGCCCAUGAACGCCUUCAUGGUGUGGUCGCGGGGCCAGCGGCGCAAGAUGGCCCAGGAGAACCCCAAGAUGCACAACUCGGAGAUCUCCAAGCGGCUGGGCGCCGACUGGAAGCUGCUGAGCGACGCCGAGAAGCGGCCCUUCAUCGACGAGGCCAAGCGGCUGCGCGCCGUCCACAUGAAGGAAUACCCGGAUUACAAGUACCGGCCCCGUCGCAAGACCAAGACGCUGCUGAAGAAGGACAAAUACGCGCUGCCGGGCAACCUGCUGGCCCCCGGCGGCGGCCCCGGCGGCGGCGGCGGCGGGGCAGGCGGCGGUGGCGGUGGGGUGAGCAGCCCGGUGGGCGUCGGGCAGCGCCUGGACUCGUACGCGCACGUGAACGGCUGGCCCAACGGUGCCUACGCAGCCGCCUCGCUGAUGCCCGACCAACUGGGCUACGGGCAGCACCCGGCCAUGGGCAACGCGCAGCUGCAGUCCCUGCACCGCUACGACGUGAGCGGCCUCCAGUACAGCCCCAUCAUGUCCGGGGCACAGCCCUACAUGAGCGCCGCCGCCUCCACCUACAGCAUGGCCGCCGCCGCCGCCGCCUACGGCCAGCAGCCGUCGAGCCACGCCAUGAGCCUGGGGACUAUGAGCUCGGUGGUCAAGGCCGAGCCCAGCUCGCCGCCGCCGGCCAUCGCCUCGCACUCACAACGGGCCUGCCUGGGGGACCUGCGCGACAUGAUCAGCAUGUACCUGCCGCCCGGCGGCGACGCGGCCGACCCGUCAAACCUGCAGGGCGGCCGCCUGCACGGCGUCCACCAGCACUAUCAGAGCGCCGCCGGGGCGGCCGUCAACGGCACCGUCCCACUGACUCAUAUCUAG